GAUCAGUUUGAUAACUUGGAGAAACACACGAGCUGGGGGAUCGACUUCCUUGAGAGAUACACUAAGUUUGUAAAAGAGCGCGCCGACAUUGAGCUGAGCUACGCCAAACAGAUCAGAAGUUUGUCGAAGAAGUACCACCCCAAGAGGAACAGAGAAGAUGAGAGCAGGUACACCUGGUUUGUGGCGUUUGCGGCGACUCUCCAGCAGCUGAACGAACUCGCCAUCCAGAGAGAAGAUCUUGCUGAAAACCUGAACGCACAAAUUGUCUGCGAGCUGACACGAUACACUCAGGAGCUGAAGACUGAGAGGAAGUCUCAUUUCCAAGAUGGCCGCCGUGCACAGCAGCACAUUGAGAGCUCCUGGAAACAGCUGGAGUCUAGUAAGCGGCGGUUCGAACGUGACUGUAAAGAGGCGGAGCGAGCUCAGCACGUCUCCGACAAAAUCGACCUGGACAAUAAAACGGAUGGCGAGAAGCGCUGCUCUCUGAAGGCUCGUCAGACAGCUCAGCAGAAACAACAAGCUGCUGAGGAGUCCAGGAAAGACUACGUGACAAGUUUAAACCAGUUUAACCAGGAUCAGCACCAGCACUACCACACACUGGUACCAGUAAUUUACCAGCGUAUCCAGGACAUGGAGGAGCGGCGGAUCGAGAGGAUUGGGGAGGCGAUGCGUUCAUUGGCCGAGGCUGAGAGAAAAGUUCUUCCUGUUGUGAGCCGCUGUCUGGACGCCAUGAUGGAAGCUGCUGAAAGCAUACAGCCAAGAAAGGACACCCGUCAGGUGGUGGAGGUGUAUAAAUCAGGAUUUGACCCCCCGGGUGAUGUCGAAUUUGAAGACUACAGCGCCACCAUGAGGCGGAGCAUCUCUGAAUCCAGUUACCUCGACAACCGGACAGAGGAGCGGAGACAAAGCAGAAAGCUGUGGCCCUUCAUCCGAAAAACCAAGUUGCUUACCCUCCUGUCCUCCCCCCGCCAGCCUCCACCCCCACCCCCAACCUCUCCUUCACCCGGGGGCAUGGCCAACAGUCCCCAGUCCCCACCCACAGCCACCCGAGAACCAAUCACACAGCGGCUGAAUGACCUCAUGACCUCUGGCUACAGAACCAGGAAGCAGUGUCUGCGCAGCCUCAAGAGAGGGCUGUCACUCAAACUGGGCUCGAGUCCGGCCGACUGCAGCCAUCUUCCUCCUGAACAGAGACGCAAGAAACUUCAGGGCCGCAUCAAUAACAUCAACCAGGAGAUCCAGAGAGAGCGCGAGCAGAGGGACGCUUUGUUGAAGAUGAGGGAGGUUUAUGAACGAAGUCCUCAGAUGGGCGAUGCUAGCAGUUUGGAGCCUCGACUGGAUGAAGUGAAGCAGAACCUGCACAGGCUGGAGGAGGAGCUGAGGAGGAACCAGGUGUGGCUGUCAGAGGCCGACAGCAGGCUGUCUGAUCACAGCACCAGGAGACAGAGCGGAGGCUGUGGGUUAAAUUCCCAGGCAACUACACCAGGCAGCACCAGCCUCAAACAGCUGGACAACCGAAGCCCAGCCAGCAGAGAGAGUCCCGAUGGCAGUUACACUGAGGAUCACAGCGCUGAGCUUCACUUUAAGUCUCGUAGUUCAGAGUUUGAUGAUGACUUCGACGAUGAGGAACCAUUGCCGAGUAUUGGAACCUGCAAGUCUCUGUACCCAUUUCAAGGUCAGAAUGAGGGCACUCUGUCGAUGCUGGAGGGGGAGCUACUUUCUGUGGUGGAAGAAGACAAGGGUGACGGCUGGACCCGAGUGCGCAGGAACCUGGAGGAGGAGGGAUAUGUGCCAACCUCUUACAUCAAAGUCUUCCUGGACAGCAGCGCCAAAGGCUUUGUGCAGAAUAGUCGGCUAGUCUAGCGAGUUACUCGACCAGUGAAGACGUCUCUCCACAGGAAGUGAUGUAAGAGCUCAGAGGAGGUCUGGUAACAAUUUUUCAUUGAACAGUGUUGUUUUUCAGGAUCUCAACCAACCAGUCAGCUGGAAGACUGCUUUCUUCUUCUUCUUUUUUUUUUGAGAGACAAAAACCUCAGAACCUAAUCAAAGAUCUAUGAGAAACCAAUCAGAGAUCAAUGGGAAAUCGGAUCACAGAUCCAUGAGUAGCCAGUCAGAUCCAGAACCAUUUGGAGAGCCAAUGCAACCCAGUCAGAUCAAUUAGAAACCAUCUGAGAUCCAUGUGAAACCAGUCACAUCAAUGAAAACCCAGUCAGAGACCAAUUAGAACCCAAUCACAAACAAAUCGGAGAUCAAGGAGAAACCAAUCAGUUAAUAAAUCAGAGGAGAUGAUUGUAGUAAGAAAUGAUUCACCGUUCCAAACAUUUCUGAUGUAUAACUGAACGCUGACUUGUGUUUGUGGAAAAGAUGAAGAUGUAUUUCUGAUAUUUGAACUUUGUUCUUCAAACUCUUCAUGUGAGGACUUUAUUGAUCAGCUGAUUGAUCGACUAUGUUGUGGUCACCACGGUUAUUGUGAAAUCACUGUGGGCGUGGUCUCUAAAGUGACAUUUAAACAGACAAGUCGACUGCAUGUAAAUACAAAUUGUAGCUGCAGGAGUAGCCCUGCCCCCUAUCGCCCUGCCAAUAUUAGCCCCACCACAGGCAGUAACAACCCAGCCCCUCCUAUUAGCCCACCCAUUGAUGAUGAUGUUAUUGACUGUGUAAAAUGUGAACCUUUUUUUUAAUUUUAUAGUGAAAUACUGAUCAGUUAUUUAUUGUUUUAGUUUUUCUUUUUUUAUUGAGAUGUGAGUCUGCUGAUCAUGCUCUUUUCAAUUUCCCGUAUGUUAAACUUUCAAAAUAAAGUACACUCAGAAUCAGUGUGCCACUUGUCUUCAUUCAGACUGCUCACACUUGUCAGCUUCUGAGGUGUGUGACCUCUGACCCCUGUAAACUCUGACCUGGACACUGAGACUCUCCUGAAAAGUUUUUAAAUCAGACAGAAGAGGAAAAAACUCGUCUGUGGUAUGCUCAGUCGUAAGUGACAUGACCACUCAACAGAUCAACAGAUUUACAUCUAAUGACAUCAGCAGGUACUUUAAUCAGCUGAUUAACAGCACUUCUUCCUCUGGAACCUGUCGAUGUUCCUCAGGUAAAGACACAGACUUUAGAUGUUCUAUAGAAGAUUCCUUAAAACCAAAUACAAAGUGCAGGAGGAGAUUAUAAUCCAAUGUUUUCCUUCAGGAAAUGUAAAAGGACAGUAAUUAUGUGUGAGUGUAAUCAGGGAAAGACCUGACCUUAAACAGGAGACCGUGACCUAACAAAGUAAAACAGUGAGUAGUGUGGAAGUUUGGAGAAACUGUGGUGGGAUUGCUGCUGUCAGGACCUUCAGAGAGCCAGACAGGAGCGCCGGGAUUGUCAGCUUAAAUCACUGAAGCUGUAAUAAUCUGCUUUGAACUGAAGUUGGAUCUAACUUAUGUGAAAACAUGUUGUGUUUGCAAUAUCGCAUGUCCGUGCUUUAAAAUAUAGACAGUCAGUGGCAAAAGGAUGGAUAAAUGUAUGCUGUUCCAUUUCAGGCAGAACCUUUCCAUUCAAAUCCACUAACGAGACUGAUCAGUUUCAAAGGAAUCAUCUCUUUACCUGUUGAGCACCAAAGGGUUUUCUGAGCUUCCUCCUCAAAAAUAACUUGCCCAAAGCGGAUGGAGUAUUUCUCUGCAAUUACAAACUCUGUAUAAACAAUACUCGUUUCAAAAUAACGCUAAAACUUGAUUCAAUUCAAUUCAGUUUUAUUUAUACAGUGCCAAAUCAGAACAAAAGUCGUCUCAAGGUGCUUUAUAU
Haplochromis burtoni (Burton's mouthbrooder) is the source of this 3771-nucleotide messenger RNA. RefSeq names its product formin-binding protein 1. NCBI's taxonomy places the organism in Eukaryota, Metazoa, Chordata, Actinopteri, Cichliformes, Cichlidae. The record is from RefSeq and is a predicted model, not a curated record. Gene Ontology annotation, biological process: signal transduction. Gene Ontology annotation, molecular function: protein binding.